Zophobas morio is the source of this 425-nucleotide messenger RNA. RefSeq names its product ribonuclease kappa-B-like. The coding region runs from base 48 to 356 and encodes 102 amino acids. The record is from RefSeq and is a predicted model, not a curated record. Gene Ontology annotation, molecular function: RNA endonuclease activity. Gene Ontology annotation, biological process: nucleic acid metabolic process. Lineage: Eukaryota; Metazoa; Arthropoda; Insecta; Coleoptera; Tenebrionidae. The transcript has a single exon.
ACCUGAAUCUGAAUCAGUGCGUUAGUUAACUGUUAAUACUCGUAAAAAUGGCACUGACGAUCUGUGGGCCCAAAUUGUCCGGUUGUUGCAUGAUUUUGUCCCUAUGGGGCAUCAUUCAGCUGGGUCUGAUGGGAGUGUUUUUGUACUUCCAUUCCGUGGCGUUUGCAGAAGACAUCGCAGCAGAUAUACCUACCAACGAGAAUUGGUCGGAUCAACAGGUGAUCGACAAAUUCUACAAAGACGUCGACGAUGCGUAUGAAAUGUGUGCCGUCAACUGCUGGAUUGCAGCCGCCAUAUAUGUGGGAUUCUUUGCGUUUUCUUUGCAACAAUUCUGGGCUAAUCAGCGCAAGAAGUAAAUUAUUUAUUUUAUUUUAUUUUAUUUAUAUAGAAAUGUAGUUAACUGAUAUUAAAGUACUUUAAUCAUG